AUGGCCUCCUUCAUGAAAGCCCCGCCCCUCUCACUCACCCCCGACCCACCCUUCCCCGCCAGCACCACCGGCUGCUGGCGACUCGGCGGCGAACUCUACCACGAGUUCGGCCGCUACGAACGCGUUCUCACGGACCUCCUGCGCGCGCGAGCCCAGAUAACUCCCAAGGUCCAAGAAAAACUGGCUGAUAUCGAGGCGAAGGGAGGGCCGGGUACCGAAGCCGGACGCAAGGCGCAGCUCGAGAAUGCCUCGCUGUUUGUCAAGAAUUAUAGGGUUAAUGACAAAUUGGCGGAGUAUGGGAGGUUGAGAGAUCGGUUGAGGGCGCUGUCGAUGCAUAUGCGGACGAAGGGGAUGGUGAGGCGUGGGGGGAAUGAUCUGAAUACAUUUCCGCUUGAAUUGUGA
Molecule: messenger RNA, 402 nt
Organism: Pseudogymnoascus verrucosus
Lineage: Eukaryota; Fungi; Ascomycota; Leotiomycetes; Thelebolales; Thelebolaceae
Exons: 1
Coding region: 1-402 (133 amino acids)
Source: RefSeq, a predicted model, not a curated record